AUGUCUGAAGUAAACCAAAGAUUUAUCACAGUGCAAAACCGUCCACGUGCUAAGAUUUCACUUCACGAUCCACUCCCGUUAGCCAGUCGACUGAGAUAUGCUGUUCGUAAUUUCCCACCUGAAGUACUUCCAUUGGUAGUGGUUGUUACUGCAAGUCUCGGUGGUGCUACUUUUGCGAUGUUUCAUAAACUAUGGACGGAUCCACAAUUAAGAAG
This is a messenger RNA of Scutellospora calospora, 215 nucleotides long. The record is from the annotation of a GenBank genome assembly. NCBI's taxonomy places the organism in Eukaryota, Fungi, Glomeromycota, Glomeromycetes, Diversisporales, Gigasporaceae.